UUCCCAUUAUAAAAGCCCCCCUAACAGCUUAGAAGAGAGAUACACAGUCAGAAUUUUCUCGCCCUAAAGCUUGAAGCAGGUUAGUCUCUCUCACCGUCUCUAGUUAGUUCAGGUACAAUCUUAGCUCGGAGUCUGGCCUCAAGAAGUUCGACAAUUAUGGCUGGAAAGUCGUCAAUUCUGUUGGAUGUGAAGCCAUGGGAUGAUGAAACUGACAUGGAAAGGCUCGAGGAAGCUGUUAGAAGUAUUGAGAUGGAAGGAUUGACUUGGGGAGCAUCCAAUCUCGUACCUGUUGGAUAUGGUGUAAAGAAAUUGCAGAUUAUGAUGACCAUUGUGGAUGACUUGGUGUCCGUUGACAGUCUCAUCGAGGAAAGACUCACAGUUGAGCCGAUUGAUGAAUUUGUCCAGAGCUGCGAUAUUGUGGCCUUCAAUAAAAUAUAAAUUGAAAGCAUGUUGGAGUUUUGCUCGGAAUCGGUGCAGGAGAGGUUCGUGCUAGUGAAGAAUGAAGAUUCUGUUUACGCAGACUGAUUUUAAGUCAUAAAUGUCCACUUUAUUCCUAUGUUUUCUUUCUCCAAGACUUUGAUAUUAAGAAGUAUCAGUUACACCAUUUUGGAUUCUUAUCUAAAUUUAUGCUUUUCUUCCUUUACUAGGGUUCUGGAUUUUCUUCUUCAGGUUUCAACGAGUCAUAUUCUUACUUACUGUUGUAUAGUUGGGAGAUUGUUGGAGUGUGUAAUAUAUUAUAUGUGGGGUUUAUAUAUAAUGCAAGGUUGUCUCAUGAAUGUGCCUUAUUUUUAAUAUAUUCAACAUUCAUCUACUUGGCUA
Cornus florida is the source of this 819-nucleotide messenger RNA. Its product is annotated as elongation factor 1-beta-like. Gene Ontology annotation, molecular function: guanyl-nucleotide exchange factor activity; translation elongation factor activity. Gene Ontology annotation, biological process: translational elongation. Bases 157 to 438 code for a protein of 93 amino acids. Gene Ontology annotation, cellular component: cytosol; eukaryotic translation elongation factor 1 complex. The transcript is spliced from 5 exons. Lineage: Eukaryota; Viridiplantae; Streptophyta; Magnoliopsida; Cornales; Cornaceae. The record is from RefSeq and is a predicted model, not a curated record.